UCAUUCUGAAAAACAGUCGUCCAUUCGUUUCGAGUGCGAUUGGUGAUUUGUUCACACGUAAGUAAAGACUUGCUUAAAACAUUUGUUGCAGCUUGCCCCAAGAUGGGGUUUUACGAGCAAUGCUUUUGACUGUAGUUUAACGUUUUUCCCUCUAGCCAGCAAACGUUUUUAAAUCUUAAUCGUCUACUGACUGUCAACAAUCGCUGGCACGUUAGCUUGGCUAGCGAAUAUUAGCUGUUGCACACGGACAGGUAAAGUUAGAGGUAUAUUUGUUUUACUAGCUAGCAAGCACUUUUACAGUACAUAACAAGGAAGAUGGGUUCGUCGAAGAAACACAAGGAAAAGGGCCGUGAUAAGGAGAAGGAUGCCGAAGAGCGUGGUCACCGCGAACACAAAAAACACCGUCACAAGGACCGGGAGAGGGACAAGGAACGAGAUGGCAACCGAGAGCGGGAGAAAAGGAAACGGUCCAGAUCGAAGGAAAGGAGUGGACGGGGUUCCGAGAGAGAAGGUCGCAGUAAAGGGGAGAGGAGUACUGGGGAGCCUCGCGUAAAGAAAGAAAAAGUGGAGUCUGGAUAUGAGGAGAACACAGGUAAAUACAUCAGUCAGCCACAUAUCCACAUACACAAACAUUCAUAGGUACAUCCAAUCAGUGCGCAAUACACUCAAAUAUAGUCUGACCUAUUGCAUAUAUGACAUCGAAGAUGCAAGGUUUUCUCCUGUGUUUUUCACUUCAAUUGUUAUUUUCCUCUAGAAAUUGCACCACAGUCUGCAAGUGGAGAUGCCUCGCUUACCAUUGAAGAAACAAAGUAAGUGACAGACACAGACAUUGAAUGAUGGAGCACUGAUGAUGGUCAAUUCUGAAUAACUCUCUUCCCUGGUUUUCUUUCUUUCUAACAGCAAGCUGAGGGCCAAGCUUGGUCUGAAGCCUCUGGAAAUGACUGAUACCACUAAAGGUGAGGUAAACUUGAGCCAUGUCAAGUCUCUGACUAGAACUAGAUGACCAUGUCUAUAGUAGUGAGGUCAUGUGAGACUUGCUGAUUGUAAUUUUACUGACUCACCCCUCCCUGUCUGUUGCCCCAGAGCUCGGCACGAAGGAGCAGCCAAUGGUUGCAGAGACUAUCAACCCAGUGUACAUUAAACAGCAGAAAGAGAUGAGGGAGAAACUGGCAGCUCUGAAGGAAAAGAGGCUCCUCAAUAAGAAACUGGGGUAAGGUCUAACGACAGGAAGGCUGUACGUACUACAUCUUGGACUAUUGUGGUUAGUGAUCCAAUUCAUUUUAUUUUUCUCUUCCUCUCCUGCUGUGGUUUUCAGGAAAGUGAAGACCUUAGCAGAAGAAGACUGGCUGGACGACACUGUUGCCUGGGUUGAGAGGAGCCGGAAGAUGGCCAAAGAGAAAGAACUGGCAGAGAAGAGAGUGAGUAGGGAGGGAACCAUGGGGGAAGGAGGAGGGCUGUGAGAGGAAGGGAGGUGUUUGUGUGUAUAAGUUAUGUUGUUAUUUUGUACUCAGUUUUUGAUUGGUUCCUUUAUUUCCUUUCUUUCCCUAUAGGCCAAACUUCUGCAGGAGAUGGAUGAGGAGUUUGGUGUGAGCAAUCUGGUGGAGGAGGAGUUUGGACAGGCCAAGAAGGUAAAAUCUUCUCUCGUGUGUUGAAUAUCUCAACUGCUCAAUUUAGGAUUGUCUUCUGGUUUGUGUGUGAUUGCAGGCUAGAUAUAAACCGCAUUCAGGCAAUCUGCCAGUACGCCCCCCAAUCCCCCCCUCCCCUCCAUGGAGUUUGAGACCUGUGACACCACUGCCCCUAAGGGAGGCACUUUAUGUCUUGAUUCUGUGCAGACUGAGUCGUCAAGCGAUCUGACGUGAGAGAAUGCCUCUAGGUCUUAUGUUCUUCUGCUUGUCUUUGUUAUAGGCCGCGUACAGUUCUCGGGACCUAAAGGGUCUCACUGUGCAGCACAAGAUGGAGUCAUUUAAUGAAGGGGAGACUGUCAUUCUCACACUGGAAGACAAAGGUGAUAGCAGGUUGAAAUGUUACCAAUAACAGAGAAAUAUAUUAAUGAAGACCAUUCUUAAAACAGACCCACAUCAUAAACAGUGGUACAUGCCCACCCACACAUUGCCCUUUUGUGUCUCUUUCAGGUGUGCUUGAUGAAGAGGGGAGCGAUGUUCUUGUAAAUGUGGGUCUAGUGGACAAAGAAAAGGCUGAGAAAAAUGUGGAGUUGAAGAAGAAAAAGCCUGAUUACAAAGCCUACGAAGAGGAUGAGAGUGUGGAUGACAUGGUUACGGUAAGGGCGAGAGUGUGGAUGACAUGGUAACGGUAUGGACGAGAGUGUGGAUUAAAUGGUUACGGUAAGAAAGGAAAAGUGUCCAAACUUAGUUUGUCGUCAUUUCUGAAAUACUGUCAUGUCUUUCUCACUGCUUAAUUCAAUCUCACUGUCCAUUGUCCACCUCUGCAGUUCAAGCCGCGCACUGUGCUGGGCAAGUAUGAUGAGGAGAUUGAUGGAGAGAAGAAGAAGAGUUUCCAGCUGAGCAAAGGGGGCUGUGCCGAGGGGGAACGGGAACGGGAGCUCCAGGCCAUCAGGGAGACCCUGAGGAACCAGGCCCAGUCCCUGGAGAUGCCUGCUCUCGCUAUUGCCUCAGAGUACUACACACCCCAGGAGAUGGUGAGGACUGAGGAGGUGCUCUGAAGAGGGCAUUGGAGGCUGUCUUUUGGAUAUGUUUGCUCUUGUCUCAGAUUUAAUGUGUGAAUGGGUUUUCUUUUGAAUGUUAAGUCUGUGUGUGUGUAUGUGUGUGUGUGUGUGUGUGUGUGUUUUGGAGAAUUGUUAACACACUAGGAGUUAUCAUUAAUUGUUGUCAUUAUUCACAGACAGGUUCUUACUUUUUGUUGUUAUUACAGGUGGGCUUUAAGAAGACCAAGCAGCGCAUCAGGAAGAUCAGGAAGAAGGAGAAGGCAUUGCCUGAUGAUCUCCAAUUAGAUGACACACGCAACACCGACUUUGGCUCCAGGUUCUGCUCGCCUCAGCUUCGCUUCAAUCUGAAUGAUUAGCCUUUUUUUUUUAGCUUUAGUCUGAGACUUUCUUUGUCUCUCUCCAUCAGGGCUCGGGGUCGGGGUCGCAAGCAGUUGGCUGAGGAGGGCCAGGAAGAGGUGAAGGAGCGUGUCAUCAUACCGGGACUAGAUGUACCCCAACAGUCAGAUGACAUCAGGAUGGCGGACAUGGACAUCAGUGAUGAUGGUGAGGGAGACAUCUGUUAGUGGUUUAGUGAUGAGCUAAAUAAAUGAAUGGUUCACUCAUGCCUGUUUUUCUUCAAUAUUAUGACAACACUUACACUUUAUUCUUCCUUCAGAGGACUUCACCCCCCCUGAGCCGGCUGUGCUGGAGGAGGACGAGGCAGAGCAGGAGCUGCAGAAGCAGCUGGAGAAACAGCGAAAGCUCAAACAGAAACAGCUGCUCAAAAACUCUGAGGAAAAGGUGUGGGCUCUACGAUGCUAGAAUAUCACUGUGGCCAAAGAUCCUAUCCAGUGCAUUGAUCUCUCCUUUGACAACGGAAAACAGCAAGAUUGAGUGGAUUACUAUAGAAUCUGUUGUGAUAUUUAAUCACCAAUAAAUGUUUAAACAUUGUUCUCAUUGUCCUGCCCCUCAGGUGGCAGAGCAGGUCCGAGGGCUUGCAAGAGGGGACGACAGUGACGAUGAAGACGACAACAACAAGCUGAACAUUGUGUUCAACGCCACCUCUGAGUUCUGCAGAACUCUGGGUGACAUCCCCACCUACGGCCUGUCAGGAAACAGAGAGGACCAGGAGGACAUCAUGGUGGGUACAGUGCAAGAGACAGGCUAUCGCUAACUGUUUAUUUAAAAAAUAUAUAUACAUCAUUAGAAUUGGCACAUGACCACCUCAUAAACAAGGAAGCGAUUCCAAUUGUAUUCUAGUGUGCUCAGUAGAGAGAAUUGAAAUAUCCAUGAGCUCUGUGUGUUUGCACUUGAACACUUGGUUUGAGUCUCUUGUAUCAACUGUAUUCUACUGUUCUAGGAUUUCGAGCAGGAGGCGGAGAGAGAUGGCGCUGGAGGUUCAGACUCUGACGGGGAUGAGAAUGUUGGCUGGAGCAUCGUCAACGUGGAUGAGGAACAGAAGCAGCCUGAUGUGAGUCAUCCUCCUGCCUUGUAGUCUCAUCCAUAUUCCCAUGCAUUUAGCAGUAGUGCUGAUUUUGGAGUCCCCUAGUGGGUAAUAUAGAGAAUAACAUACCAUGACCCAUAAGAAUACGCAAGGCUUUUUCCCCCCUGAACUACUGAAGUGAAAAUGUGUCCGCUGGAUGUGCUUGACUUGCCUCUUGCUUCUAUCUCCUAGUUCGCCACAGCCUCGACCACCAUCCUGGAUGAAGAACCCAUUGUCAACUCUGGGCUGGCUGCUGCCUUGGCACUCUGCAAGAAUAAGGGUAAGAGAUUGGGGGUGGACAGCCCCACUUUGACAGUAUUUGUUUAGAAAAGGACUGUCAUGUUUUUGAUAUAUUCUUCUUGUCUCCCUCGUUUCCAUAGUUUCUUUCAUGCUCUCAUACUCUCCUUGUCUCCCUUAGGUCUCUUGGACACUCAAAUGCAGAAGAUAUCCCGUGUCCGUGCUCCUACCGGUGCCCUGCCCAAUGAUAACUACAGCAUUGAGGACAAGAUGUGAGCUACCUGUACUUUGUGUGCUUAUAUGCUGGUUAAAUAAUCACCACUUUCUCACAGACAUUGCAGAAGUUACAACAUAAAUAAAAUGGCAUGUAUUUAGUAAUUUACUGUUUUUUUUAGCUCAAUGCCAGGGUUGUGUAUGUAACAUGUAAUCCUAAGUGUAAUGUAUGAAAACCUGUUAGCCUCUCCAUCGUUAACCGUCUAUCCUUGUUUCUCCAACUCUAGGACUAUAGAUGACAAGUACAGUCGGAGGGAGGAAUAUAGAGGCUUCACCCAGGACUUCAAGGAGAAGGACGCCUACAAGCCAGAUGUCAAGAUUGAGUAUGUGGAUGAAUCUGGACGGAAGCUCACUCCUAAAGAGGUACAUUGUUAUUUAAUCUUCCCUUAAAAUCAUUGACAUGCAGAAUGAUGAUUGUGAAUGUGUCAACUGCUGUUUUUAGUGUAGGUAAAUGGUGCUCAUUGAGAAUAUUGACACUAAUCCUAUUCUUUCUCUAGGCUUUCCGGCAGCUCUCACAUCGGUUCCAUGGGAAGGGGUCUGGCAAGAUGAAGACUGAGAGGAGGAUGAAAAAGCUGGAAGAGGAAGCGGUAUGUCUAACUUCGCUCACUCAAAUAUUAUUUUACGUUGUUUGUUUUGUACUCAAAUCUAAAUAACUUUUUUUUUUUUUUUUUAUUCAAAUCUUGGAUUAUCUGAUACUUUCCAUCACAUAUGGCUUUCAAUUGAAUAACAUUUAUUUUCAGGCCUUACUAGAAAAUUCAUGUUGCAGGGCUUGCCCAAUUUGAGUUCUUGAGGAUAUGACCUAGCAAGCCUCUAGUCUAGUCAGUGGUUUCACCGAGUGUGUAUUUAAAUACCUCUCCCCCCCCCACCUGUGUCUCUUUAUCAGCUGUUAAAGAAGAUGAGCAGUAGUGAUACCCCUCUAGGAACGGUUGCUUUGCUUCAGGAGAAACAGAAGUCACAGAAAACCCCCUACAUCGUUCUGAGUGGGAGUGGGAAGAGCAUGAAUGCGUGAGUAUUUUACAAACCUCUUAUUUUUCCUUUCUUUCACCCUGUCUUGUAUGUAUUUCUAGUCUAAUUACAGUGACACUUUUUUUGAUUGAUUAGACCCGGGAUGGGCAACUGGCGGACCUCUUUUUGUAGCCCCCCUUUUUGUAGUUACUCAGUCGGGGUCUCAACUUACUGUUGAGAAUAAGAAUAGUAGAAUACACAAGGUGAAAUUUCGAGAUUAUUUGUGCAUCAGCAGUUUUUCCUCUUAUGUCGGUCACUGACAUACUCAAUUUGCCCGUGUCUGCAAAAAAAAAUUUAAAUUGGUAAAUUAGUCUAGCGGCCAGUUAUCUAAACUUGUAGGACUCAUGGUUGAAUUACCGACCGGGGGGCCCCCAUUGAUUCUGUUAGUCUCACCCCACUCAGAUAUGAUAUUAAAAACUGCAAACCUUUCUCUCCCCGCCCAUGGCAAAAUGUGUGAAAUUGCAGGAAAUUAACUCUAAAAUGCCAAUUCUUACAACAAAAUGUCACUUGGGGCCCCCAAAAGGCUGGCUGACUGCAUGUGUGGGUGUGGAUGUGGAUAUGCAGACCCGCGAGCCACUGCGGCCCCUCAUUUGCAUUUUACAUUUUAGUCAUUUAGCAGAUGCUCUUAUCCAGAGCGAUUUACAGUUAGUGAAUGCAUACAUGUUUUUGUUUUUCAAACUGCCCCCCCGUGGGAAACAAACCCACAUCCCUGCUGGCCAAACCCUCCCCUACCUUGGACGACUUGUGCGCCGCUCAUGAGUUCUGAUUGGGUUAAAUGUAUCCCCCUUUUCUUUUUUUUUGUGUGGCCCCACCCCAUCAGUUUCCAAUCUGUGGAUUACACAGAGCAAGGUUGCAAGUAACAGCUCAGAAUAUUUCAUUUCAAUGUUUAAUUUUAAGGAGAAUGUGAACUGCAUAGAGUAUGUACCUAGUUAUUCUUCACACUACUGUCUGUUUCCCUCUUAAUGUUUUGUCUGUAAUCCUCCUCUUUCCCCAGAAACAACAUCACCAAAUAGAUGUGGUUGAGAAGAGGGAUCUAACCAGUGCCGUGCACCAUUACACAGACACUCAUACAAACACAGACACAAACUGAUGUUUUAAGUUUAUUUUCCUUAUUGAAUAAAAUCAAGUAGCUACCUAUUACUGUUGUGUGUGUGUAAAGAAAGUAGUUGUUGCUUUUGACCCUGGAUUUAUGUCUACAAUGAUUAUCAUUUACAUACAUUAAAGAUUUGACAUGA
Messenger RNA from Coregonus sp. 'balchen', 6895 nucleotides. The record is from the annotation of a GenBank genome assembly. Lineage: Eukaryota; Metazoa; Chordata; Actinopteri; Salmoniformes; Salmonidae.